Blastomyces gilchristii SLH14081 is the source of this 5845-nucleotide messenger RNA. RefSeq names its product amino acid permease. Gene Ontology annotation, biological process: transmembrane transport. The coding region runs from base 1486 to 3060 and encodes 524 amino acids. Lineage: Eukaryota; Fungi; Ascomycota; Eurotiomycetes; Onygenales; Ajellomycetaceae. The record is from RefSeq and is a predicted model, not a curated record. The transcript has 8 exons. Gene Ontology annotation, cellular component: membrane. Gene Ontology annotation, molecular function: transmembrane transporter activity.
UAAAUCACUGCAGUCAGAUCACUUGAUUUUUUCUUCUAUUUUAUGGGAUUUCUCUGUUUUAAUAUAUAUUGAGUUUCAUAUACGGUGCGUAUACUGUUUGUAUUCUUCUUUAUCUUCAUUUCAUCUGUCAUUAUCAAGUGAGUAUUCAUGGGUUGUUGAGAGGGGGGUGCAGUUCUACGGUCUACCUGUCAUAUCUAACUAACUUCAAAUCUAACAUUUCGCACCGGCAUCUUCUGUUAGGUAGCCGGCUGCUUAAGGGGCCUCUGGUCAUUCUAUCUCUCAGGAAGUCUUCUCAAUAAUAAUCACAAUCGGUACCGCGGCUGCUGCCAAGGAGUGAAAUGACCUUUCUCGUCCGGCUAGAUCUUUCUAGCCCAUAUCAAGUGCCGAAGUUGUUCAUCGGGCUCGAUGGCGACGAUGACUUAGCGCGAUACCAUCAAAAAUAUCGGGGCUGAACAAGCCAUGGCCUCAAACCGAUCUCAUUUGCAUAACCAACCGUCCCCACAUAAUCACCUCCUCCACACUAAUUAACUCUAAAGGACGAGUCACGACUCACGAGCAGUGAGACAGCCUAGACUAUAGGACGUCUCGGCGUUUGUUGCUCUUUCUAGGCUACGGAGACGAUUCUAUUUCGGACGUCGUCGGACUAACAUGGUCUGGCUGCCUGCUGCCACCACAUACGCUAAAGCUUUAGGCGCUUGGCUUCUGUUGGGGACCCAGGUUCCGAUCUGCACAACCUGGAGUAAGAUACGCUAGUAGGCGUAGGCGAAAGAGAGGCGUAGUCUCCAUCAGCUUGCGGGCUAAGCAGGGAUACAAACGAACCCAUCCCAUCCUUGAACCCAUCCUGGAGGGUUAUCCCAACCCAAGUGAAUACCGCUGGAUGCUAGAUCACCAACGCAUCCAACUCCCGCGCGAUGUAGUUGAUCUUAUCCUCCUUCUUGAAUAGGCAUACAUCAGAACAGAGCUGGGGACAUUUAAUGCUACGGGAAUGGGGGUUUGGAAUAUCCAUUUCGCUUCCUUAGACAAUUGUCUGCGGCGAGUAACCACUUUGUACAGGGUUCAAAGAGAGUACGCUGUAAGUAGCAGCUCCAGGUCGUCCUGCAAGAGCGGGCCGCCACUGGGGCACGCUGGGAGUCUUGUAAUUUCGACCGUUUUUUCUUUUCCGUUUCUUUUCACCUUCCUUUCUUCUUCUCCAUCGUUUCCGUCUUUGUGAUAUUUAUUCUCCUAUUCUCCUUCGAGAGUCGCGUUGAACAAUGCGCAUUUCCUGAUCCAAUUCCGACCAAGGCUUUCACUUAUCCUAAUUCACUUCCACCCAUUUCCCCAGGAGGGCCACCGCCAGCUCUCGCCUGCCCUUGGUUUGGAACGUUGUUUUUGGGCAUACCAUAGACGCGGUCGCUGUUAAGUUGUUCCGCCGGCGCUUAGCGUUUCCCUCGCCACCUAUAUGCAGAAGUAAAAGAAAAAGAAAAUAACAUAACAAUACGAAGUUCAAUGAGAGACGUGAGCGCAACCAUGGGAAGCCAGAGAUUCGAAAGUAAUAAAGGUCGGAUGGGAGUCAGCGUGAGCUCCUCAGACGAUGCAACUAAUCAGGACAAGGCGGACAUGGCUCGUCUUGGGAAAGACCAACAGUUCAAUAGGAACUUCCGGUUUUUGUCAACACUCGGGUUUACCUGCACUCUCAUGGCGACAUGGGAAUCCAUUCUCUUGACGUCAACUCUCGGGCUGAGUAAUGGAGGCCUGGCGGGAUCUGUAUACAUUUAUAUUGGGUCUUUCGUCGGAUUUUUCUCAACUGUAGCUUCUAUGGCUGAGAUGGCCUCAAUUUCUCCUACAUCUGGCGGCCAAUAUCACUGGACGAGUGAAUUUGGUGGAAGGAAAUAUCAAAAGUUUCUUAGUUAUGCGACCGGUUGGCUCUCGGUCUUGGGAUGGCAGGCCGCCUUCGCCAGCGUAUGUUUUCUCUGCGGUACACUCAUGCAGAGCCUUAUACAGCUGAACGAACCUGGAUAUGUACCAGAGAGAUGGCACGGCACUCUCUUCACCGCUACCGUUGCUCUUGCAACCACGUUCAUCAACACGUACAUGGCGAGCCAUCUACCUAUGCUGGAGGGCCUGAUUCUUAUUCUCCAUAUUUUUGGGUUCUUUGCGACAAUUAUCCCACUAUGGGUUAUGGCGGAACGGACACCGACUAAAGCUGUUUUUACCGAGUUCACAAAUGCGGCUGGGUGGCCUACUCUAGGGCUGGCCUGUCUUGUUGGUCAAAUAAGUCCCAUUUUCUCAUUCCUUGGCCCCGACGCUGCUACCCAUAUUGCUGAGGAGAUCAAAGAUGCUUCCAAGGUUGUGCCCUGGUGCAUGAUUUCUACCGCUCUUAUAAACGGCUCCCUUGGCUUCAUCAUGCUUAUCACCUAUCUCUUCACCAUGGGCGAUUUGCACGAGGUCAUUAAGGCUGAAGCCGGAUUUUCGUUCAUUACCGCCUUCUUGAACGCAACCGGCUCCAAGGCCGCAACCACCACUUUCGGUGGCCUCCUCCUUGUGAUGGAGGCUUGCGCCGCUAUUAGUGUUUUAGCUACUGUGGCACGACAAACCUUUGCCUUUGCCCGUGAUAAUGCACUUCCGUUCUCCCCUUUUUUCGCCCGUGUGCACCCAACAUCCAAGGUCCCUGUCAACGCCGUCCUAGCCUCGACUGUCAUUACGAUUCUACUCUCGCUCAUUAACAUCGGCUCAACGGAGGCAUUCAACGCGGUUGCAUCCCUCACAAUCGCAUCGCUUUUUACGUCGUACCUUAUCUCUAUCGGCUGCUUUAUCUACCGCAGGAUGCAGUGGAAGAAAAUGCCGCGAGCGCGAUUCAGCUUGGGGACCUGGGGCCUUCCAGUUAAUAUUUUCUCGUUUGGCUACCUCUGCUUCGCAAUUGUGUUCACUUUCUUCCCGAAUAGUAACAACCCCACGCUCGUCAACAUGAAUUGGUCCAUUCUUGUUUUUGGGGUUGUGACGAUGUUCGCUGGCCUUCAAUAUCUGAUCCACGGAAGGAAGACUUAUGAAGGCCCGGUGGCGUAUGUAGAAAAGAUAGAAUAAAUGGGGUUGCUUUUUUCUCCAUGCCCCUUUUUACUAUUUUAAUCGACUACGGAAGGCCUUGUGUGAAUUUUGAGAAAUGGACAGAACUGGUUCCGCUUUUUCCCCACUUUUUCGCGCUCUAUGUUCUUUUUUUCCCUUCAUCAUCCCUCUUUGGGAAUUUCUACACGGGAAAUUCUCCUUUAUAUAUAUACCAAGGGCCUUACAUAUAUAUGCACCCGUUCACAUAUAAAUGACGAAUUAGAUGGUGACUUGUUAUAUGUUAAUCGUUUCUCUGUUAAAUAUUUCUAAUUUCGAUGUCUUGCUUCUGCACUUGACUUCAGAGAGGGUAGAUGAGAUGACCUCAUCUGCUCUCUUCCGCAAAAACAACGGCGAGUUUUCCCGGGCUUUCCUUGCGCAAAUCCCGCCUCGGUUCGAGAUCCAUUAGAAUGUAUCACUCACCAUCGAUAUAUGGGCCGGACGAUAAGAUGAGCGACGGGAACUGGGUGGGAAGGAGGAUUUGGUGGGGAAGAGAGGGGGCAAUUGAAGAUGUCUGAAAAAAACUGUUCGCUUCCUCGCGAUGGAUAGAUAUUCCCAGGUAGUGCUGAGAUAGGCAGCAGGUGAGAAAGGAUGCUUAGGUGAGUUGUUUCGUUUUCGUUGGUGGUUGGUUUUCGGGCUACUGGGGCCGUAAUAAUGCGAAUUCCGAGCUGUUGAAGGAUUGCCUGGGCUGUACGAUCAAUUCGUUUUGAUUGAUAGUUACAGGGGAAAUUAAUUAUCUGCAAAGCGUUAACUAAGCGCGAGGAGGCGUACGAAAACAACCUAACGUGGAAACCUAACGUUAAAAAUUGAACCUGCGUUUUUUAUGCAUGGCGGUCCAGACCAUUAGUUAUGGUUUGUUCCAUCAUUAAUCAAUGUGAAAAAAAAAAAAAAAAAAAAAAAAAAAAAAAAAAAAAAAAAAAAAAAAAAUAAUAAUAAUAAUAAUAAUAAUAAUAAUAAAUAAAUAAAUAUAAAAUAAAAAUAAAAUAAAGAUAAAGAUAAAGCAUGAGUAGCCAAGGAUGCUCCUUGCCAGCGGCCAAACAGGCGCUCAGAAGCAUCUAAGUUAAUUGAAUAAUAUGUGCCAAAACGGAAUCAUACUCUCUAUACAAAUAUAUUUAAAGGCAAAGACAUCGCGACUGCGUAGUUCGGCAUGUCCACAAUCUCUACAAUUUUGAGAUUCCCCGCCACGCUCGCCAACAUAUACGCUUCUUCCCGAGUUAACUCCUUGUUCCUGACUAGCCACUCAAUGAGACUUCGAGUCGCCUUCUUUGCUGCCUCGAGCAGGUCUGGGUCAAUCCCCAUAGUCGCAUAUUCCCCUUUAUCUGCCGGCAGCGCCUGGUCAGCGCCGUGUAUACCCGCCGCCGUUCGCGGGGUUGUCUGAAACUGCGGCGCUAUUAACCAUGGCUGGUUCUUGUGAAUUGAGAGUCGGAGGGUGGCUUUCAGAGGAGUUUCAAUAGCGGUGCCGCAAACUUCCCCAUCUCCCUGCGCUAUAUGUCCGUCGCCGCAGCUGAAUAGUGCGCCGGGCGUUUGGAUGGGGAGAAACAGCUUGGAUCCCACGGUGAGAUAGCGACAGUCGAUAUUCCCGCCCGCAUUCGUGGGCGGGAUCAUAGAAAAUUCCCCCUCCGCCCCCGGGGCGACGCCCAUAACGCCCAAAAAUGGCUGUUGUGGGAUCCGGAUGCCUUCUUUGAAGAGUGCAUAGGGCUUGUCGGGAUCCAGUUGCCAGAUCUUCAGCGCCCCGUCGGGAAACUCAUCCGAUAAGAGGCCAAAGCCAGGAAAUAUUCCCGUCCAACCCCAAUCCGUGGUUUCCAGGUCGAGGAUCUCGACUUCCAGAACAUCGCCUGGUUCCGCGCCUGUGACAAAAACAGGCCCCACAGCAGGGUCAGCGCGCGCGAUGUCGAAGGUGCUCAGUGCGCUCUCUGUGGAGGUCUUGGUUAUUUGGCCGUUGCUCCCGUCUAUGGCGUCGAAGUGGACUAUGUCGCCUGAGUUGAUGGUUUGGACUGGGGGAAUUUGUUUGGACCAUUUUAGAUGGUGCUGGUGCCGAUGGAUGUGAAUGGUCUUGGAGGGUAUUGCAUGGGUCAUGACGGGUGGUCAGAGAGAUUCUUUUAAGGCGUCCAGAUAUGAUGAUGAAAUGUAUUUCCAAGAAGAAGAUAACCCUUGGAAAAAACGGCGGUUAUUGCUCUCUCUUUCAGGCCAACCGAUAGGACCACAGCCUUGGUUCGCGCGUAAUUGUACAGAUUUUAGAAUGUGAAAAUAAGAAUUUCGAAAAUGUAACUUAACGGUGUGCAGUAGAAUAUAGUUAAUAUAUGUCAACCAAAUGAGAACAAAAUGAGAACGUAUCCAGGAGAUAUCAGAGAUGUCCAGAACAACGUCCGUUGAUAUAUCAUCCAACGUGUGAUGAUUUCCCCGCUAUGUUUUUCUAGUCCCCCGCCCUGGCCUCCUUUUUGGAUAUUUUCUCGGAAACUUAAUAGAAGCUUGAAAUACAUGGGCUCCUCGUCGUCUUUUGAGUUCAGAACUGCUCGCAAACUAAAUAUUUUACAAGCACAUCUGCCCCGCCACAUCACAAAAUGUCAAAAUUCCAGCUACUAAGCAGUCUAGUCUUCACCACGAGCGCGCUAUUACGCGAGGGAGGUGGACUCUUUAGUGACCUUCAUUUUUAAGUUAAACGCGGUCUUUCAGCAAGGGAGAGGAAGAAAAUGAAGAAAAUCUAUUGAAUCGUUUCAAGGGUGAGAGAGGGGUUAUGAGUGAUGAGAUUUAUCCUGACGAUGCAAUAACG